UCUGCAACUUCACACUCCUCUCUCUAAAAAUGGCGAUGGCGGGAAUCAGCUGUUCUUCAUUCUCAAUCAAGACGCGUACAGACAAACCCUACUAUUCAUUCUCUACUACAAAAACUUCUUCACCGUCAUCAUUAUCAUCUCAUUUUCCAAAUAUUAAAACAUUUUGUUACUCAAAUUCAAAAAAAACUUUUCAUUCAAAGAGUAAAAGCAGUUCAUUUUCUUAUGGAAAAUCAAGAGAAGAGGUUUCAAAAAAGAAAACGAAAGAUGAGAAAGGAGAUUUGAGUCGAUCACAAUCAGCUGUAAUUAAGUCUGUUGGUACUCAGAAAAAGGAAAAGAAGAGUCUUUUCUAUGACUCUAAGUCCAAAGAUUCAGAGGUUGAGCCAGGAAAUCUUCAAGUUGCAGCUUUCUUAAAUGCUGUAGUGAAGGUGUACUGCACUCAUACAGCACCUGAUUAUUCCCUUCCAUGGCAAAAACAAAGACAAUAUACAAGCACGGGAAGUGCUUUUCUAAUUGGAGAUGGGAAGCUUUUGACAAAUGCACAUUGUGUCGAACAUGGUACACAGGUCAAAGUGAAGAGAAGAGGUGAUGACACCAAAUAUGUGGCUAAGGUUUUGGCCAAAGGUGUUGAAUGUGACAUUGCUUUGCUAUCUGUUGAAAGUGAAGAAUUCUGGAAAGGAGCCGAGCCCCUUCAUUUCGGGCGCCUGCCAUGUCUUCAGGAUGCAGUCACUGUUGUCGGGUACCCACUUGGAGGAGACACAAUAUCAGUGACGAAGGGUGUAGUGUCACGAAUAGAGGUUACUUCAUAUGCACACGGUGCUUCUGAAUUGCUGGGUAUUCAAAUUGAUGCAGCAGUAAAUCCUGGAAAUAGUGGUGGUCCUGCCUUUAAUGACCAAGGGGAGUGCAUAGGGGUCGCAUUUCAGGUAUACAGAUCUGAUGAUGCUGAGAAUAUUGGAUACGUUAUUCCCACCACUGUUGUUUCUCAUUUUUUGGAUGACUAUGAGAAAAAUGGGAAGUAUACUGGAUUUCCUUGCCUUGGAGUGUUGUUGCAAAAGCUGGAGAAUCCAGCACUUCGUACAUGUCUUAAAGUACAGUCCAAUGAGGGUGUCCUGGUGCGGAAAAUUGAACCUACAGCUGAUGCAUAUAAUGUUUUAAAAGAGGGGGAUGUUAUUGUAAGCUUUGAUGAUGUUAGUGUAGGAUCUGAAGGAACAGUGCCUUUUAGAUCAACCGAGCGCAUUGCAUUCCGCUACCUGAUUAGUCAAAAGUUUGCAGGUGACACAGUGGAGAUUGGUAUUAUUCGGCAAGGAGCCUUCAUGAAAGUUCAGACCGUCGUAAAUCCGCGUGUGCAUUUGGUUCCUUAUCACAUUGAAGGAGGCCAACCCUCAUAUCUGAUCAUUGCCGGUUUGGUGUUCACCCCUCUUUCGGAACCGCUCAUUGAUGAAGAGUGUGAAGACACAAUUGGGUUGAAACUACUUGCAAAGGCUAGAUACUCUUCAGCGAAGUUCAAGGGAGAACAGAUUGUCGUCCUAUCACAGGUCUUGGCAAACGAAGUGAACAUUGGAUACGAAGAUAUGGGCAAUCAACAGGUCUUGAAAUUCAAUGGGACUCGAGUAAAAAACAUAUCUCACUUAUCACACCUUGUCGACUCAUGCCAGGACAAAUAUUUGGUAUUUGAAUUCGAAGACAACUUCGUUGCUGUUUUGGAUCGGGAGGCUGCUACAAUUGCAUCUCCUUGCAUUCUAAAGGAUUAUGGAAUUCCGUCAGAAAGAUCCUCUGAUUUAUUGGAACCAUAUGUGGAUCAGCCAGAAGAAAACUGGGGAACAGAUCACGACUUGGGGGACACACCCAACUCAAAUUCGGAGCUGGGGUUUGAUGGCCUUCUAUGGGCUUGAAACUAAACAAUGAUAACUACAACUAGUUUCAAGAUUCUGUCUCUGAGGUGUGCAAAAUCGCAGCCUGCGGAGAAAGCUGAUGGCAAAUGUAUAUGCCUCCUGCGGCAUCCUUUUGCUGUAGUUAUUGAGUCAUUACUCUCCAAAUUUUUAUCAGUUGGGGGUGUAAAUGCAGGCCAGAGCUGAUUGUUUCAGGGCUGUUUCCAAAUCAUCACUAGAUUAUUUCGGGGAACUUCGCUUCAGCGCUUUGGCUUUGCAGAGUUUUCCAUUUAUCAUUAGAUUAUUUCGAGGACAGUACAUCAGGUCAUUGAAUUCACAGAGUAUUCCAUGUAUCAUUAGAUUUUUAGGGGAAAGUCCUUCAGGUAUGGUCUUUGGCUUUGCAGGGAUUCCCAUGUAUCAUUAGAUUAUCUAGGGGGAAGUAUGUCAGGUCUUUGGCUGUGCGGAGUUUUCCCAUGUAUCACUAGAUUUUUAAACUUCAUAUUCAAAAAGUUUGCCUAUUUGGAAUUUAUGAGAUUGUUGCAUGUAAGAACACUUCGAUGGAUUCAAUUAAAGAAAUAAAAAGAUAGCUAGAUCUCAGGCCUAUUGCCA
Messenger RNA from Papaver somniferum (opium poppy), 2474 nucleotides. RefSeq names its product protease Do-like 2, chloroplastic. The transcript is spliced from 20 exons. Lineage: Eukaryota; Viridiplantae; Streptophyta; Magnoliopsida; Ranunculales; Papaveraceae. Gene Ontology annotation, biological process: proteolysis. Bases 30 to 1889 code for a protein of 619 amino acids. The record is from RefSeq and is a predicted model, not a curated record. Gene Ontology annotation, molecular function: serine-type endopeptidase activity; protein binding.